Porites evermanni is the source of this 777-nucleotide messenger RNA. Lineage: Eukaryota; Metazoa; Cnidaria; Anthozoa; Scleractinia; Poritidae. The record is from the annotation of a GenBank genome assembly.
AUGCCCUCAAACGUCACAGACACCUCAUCAACCAAGACCAUGGAAGAACAUGAGGGACCAUCCACCUCCACUCCAUCAGAGGAAAACAAAGAUGAGGAUGACGAUACUGGAGUGGAGUACACCCUGCAGGAGAAUUUCUUCACCUCGGCAAACCCAACGACCGAUAGGCACAGGUGGUUGAUAGCCUUUUACAACCACCUCAACCUGCCCGAUGGUGAAAGGAAGGCAAGGAAUAGACUGCAGCAUGCAGCACACAUCAAAACUAUCCUGGAAGACCUAGAUCCACAUGGUUCAGACCUAGAGGUGUUGUCCCGAGGUGAAGGCUAUAUAGUCUGGACAGACUGGGUAGACCUAAAAAUGCACAUCCUAAAAACAGGCACCAUCAAUGCGUACCUUGGCAUGUAUCAAAAAUUCCUGACUUUUGUGGUAGAGGAGCGAGUGGCACGAAACGAGUUUUUUUGCAACGUGAUACCGAAGUUGAAAGGUUGGCGAAGAACUGUCGACAUCGAUCUGUGUCCCCAAAGAACACAGCACAUCCUUGACGAAUGCGACAAUCGCCUCACCAGUGACGAUGUGGAAAAUUUCUGCCAGACCAAACAAGUUCGUGAGGCAAAGGUUAUUUUGGAGAGCGCCACAGAGUCCCAAUUUCUAAGCGAACGUCAGCUGACUGAUGCGAGGGAUUACCUAAUCACGCUAAUAACAUUUAAGACAGGCAGAACUGCUGUAUGUGUUAUUACCAAUCAAUGCGCGAGGACCCCAAACGUGGUCAUUACGUGA